Messenger RNA from Anastrepha obliqua, 860 nucleotides. RefSeq names its product 39S ribosomal protein L16, mitochondrial (gene mRpL16). Gene Ontology annotation, molecular function: rRNA binding; structural constituent of ribosome. Gene Ontology annotation, cellular component: mitochondrial large ribosomal subunit; ribosome. Bases 90 to 800 code for a protein of 236 amino acids. The record is from RefSeq and is a predicted model, not a curated record. Lineage: Eukaryota; Metazoa; Arthropoda; Insecta; Diptera; Tephritidae. The transcript has 3 exons. Gene Ontology annotation, biological process: mitochondrial translation.
GUUGUUAUAGUUAUCGCUCUAUCCAUUAAUUAUCGUAAUCGAAUCUAACAAAAGUGUAUUUUGAUUAAUAUUAAAUUCUUUUUCAUACAAUGAUAUCCGUUCUUAAAAGGCGUUUUGAGUGCCCGAAGUUGUUUGUGGGUUAUUUAAUUAGAGCCGCUGGUUUAAAGAAUUUUGCUCGGCAGAAGGAGUAUGGAUAUGUUGAGAAAGUCGAACGGCCAAAACUACGAGUUAUGGAAAGAGUACCGCAAUAUCCACCCAAUCUUCGACCGCCAAAAAUGCAAAAAAAGUUGAAGUACAUGAGAGGUCCUGAAAUCAUUCAUAAUGAACUUGUUCACAAACAAUAUGGCAUAGUUGCUGAAAGUGGUGGGCGCUUGCGAUGGGGACAUUUCGAAAUGUUACGCCUUACGAUUGGUCGCAAAAUGGAUGUCAACAGAAUGUUUGCAACAUGGAGGGUGCCAGCGCCUUGGCAACCUGUAACCAAAAAAGGUCAGGGGCAACGCAUGGGUGGCGGGAAAGGCGCCAUAGAUUAUUAUGUCACGCCUGUCAAGAAAGGGCGGGUUAUUCUUGAAAUUGCCGGCACAUGCGAAUUUGUAGAAGUAAAGCCAUUUUUAGAGUUAGUAGCGCAACAGUUACCUUUCAAAGCCAAAGCAGUAUCAGAAGAAAUGUUGAGUGCCUCAAAGCUGAAGGAGGAUGUAACUCUGGAAGGCAAAUACUUAAAAUACAUAAUACAAAAUAAUUUAAGCGGUUGCCAUAGAUGGCUUUCUCCCGUUGAUCACAAAUGGUUUGGGAAAUAUAUUUAGUUAUAACCAAAAUCGUGAUGGAAUAAUUAUAGGCGAUAAAAUUUUACAUUUUUAAACCGA